Messenger RNA from Papaver somniferum (opium poppy), 1110 nucleotides. RefSeq lists its product as uncharacterized. NCBI's taxonomy places the organism in Eukaryota, Viridiplantae, Streptophyta, Magnoliopsida, Ranunculales, Papaveraceae. Gene Ontology annotation, molecular function: zinc ion binding. The record is from RefSeq and is a predicted model, not a curated record. The transcript is spliced from 5 exons. The coding region runs from base 1 to 1110 and encodes 369 amino acids.
AUGGGUGUAGAUUCAUUGGCUAUUGAUGCAGAUAAUGCACAUACGAAUUUGGCACCGGGUAAGUCCCUUAUGGCGCUUCAGGAGCAUGCGUUGCUCCUAUUUGGUAAUGAGAGAUGCAUUGAUGUGAGAUUGCAUCUAUCAGAUGUUGCUCGACAGGUGAGCACAUACUCGCAUCUUUUUUGUUGGUUACUAGCAUAUGACCCGUGUCGUAACAGUCUGGGGUUUGAGCUGAUGUUGUUGGCUCUUAGGAAAGAAGAUCCAAGUACUUGGUCUAGGGCCUAUUUUGAUCCCCUUAGCUGUUGUGAGCAUAUGAAUAACAAUUUCUCUGAAUCUUUUAAUUCCAUGGCUUCUAAUAUGAGAGAUAAACCUAUAAUCCAACUAGGCAUGAUGUAUGGUCAGUUAGUCAUGGGUUUGUUAUUUAAGAGAAGGGAAGAAUUUGCUAAGUGGAAUGAAAAUUGUUUGGUCCCUGCUGCUGUUAAAUUGAUAAAUAAGAUGCUUGACUUGGUUGGAAAGUUUGAUACAGAAGGCAGUGUGGUUGGACAAGUUUAUUUGGUAACUAAUGUGAUCACCAAGAAAAUAUUCACAGUGAAUAUUAUAGACAAACAAUGCACUUGUUUGCAAUGGCAGCUAAGGGGAUUCCCUUGUCAACAUGCUGUAUGUGCAUUGAAACUGCUGAGGCCAAACUGGAAAGAUUAUUGUGCUCCUUACUAUUCUGUGGAGUAUUAUAGGACCACAUAUGCAAAUGCUGUCACACCCUUAGAAGACAUAACUGAAUGGUUAUGGGAAGAUAAGGAAACCAUGAACGUCAACGUAAACCCUCCUCCUUAUCAGAGAAAAACUGGAAGACCAGCAAAGAAGAGGAAGAGAAGUUAUGAUGAACCUGAAACUGUGGUGAAGAAAAGGAAGUGUGGAAAAUGUGGAUCUAUUGCUGGCCACAACAAGAGAACCUGUGCUGGUGGUGAUGUUGGUAAAAACCAAACUGGAUUCAAGCCAAGCACUGAGUAUGAUGCUGCAAACUGCACCUUCACACAUAGAGAUCAGCCUGAAAGUAGCACUGCAAGGGGUAAAGCCAAGGUGAACAGAUCCAGAGGUACAUCAUUUUUUGGGUGA